Coregonus sp. 'balchen' is the source of this 4910-nucleotide messenger RNA. The record is from the annotation of a GenBank genome assembly. Lineage: Eukaryota; Metazoa; Chordata; Actinopteri; Salmoniformes; Salmonidae.
AGAAAGCUGCGCUUCCGGUAGUAAACUACCAAAGCUUCAUAACAACGUCACGUUAUCAUUUGGAUAGAGACAGGUCAGUUAAUUAUUUCCACUGACAUUUGAAGUCUGUUCAUCGGUUUUACGUGCCAUGUUUUUGACGCUGCACGGAGGACACUGAUCAUAUAACGCAGUUGAACACAAGUCCAAUCGUUCUACCGGGUCGCUUCAGUAUGUUGUGCCGAGCUGUGGUUGUCAGCAGUGGGCAGAGGGUGUUGCGGUACCUCCGUGUAGUGCGGUUUGUGACCCAGUGUGGUACACGUACUAACGUCACCUACAUACAAGGCCAGAGCCCCGAACCGCGCAUUCGGGAAUACUUCUACUACAUUGACCACCAAGGACAGGUGAAUGUCUUACACAAACAAUUACAACUAAACAGUGAAAUUAGUUUGUUGCAGUGAUCAGCUAACUAAACUUCUAUUUUUACCACAGCUCUUCCUUGAUGACACUAAAAUGAAAAACUUUGUCACGUGCUUCAAAGGUAUUUAAAGUACACACACACACACACACAGAGAGAGAGAGAGAGAGCGCAGUCUACCUCUUUCCAGACAUAAAAAUGACCCUCUUACAAAGGUAACAUUGACAUGAAACUAGACAACCUGUUGGAUAUCUUAUUAUCUCUGCCCAUGGCUAUAUAUGAGAUAUGCUGUGGUGGCCUUCAUUAUUCAGUGUUCAUACUCUGUAGUAAACAUGAUUAUCCCAUCUACUACACAAGCUGAGCCUCGGUAUAGUCUUAUGUCAUGUGCCGACCAUUACUGUAAGUGUGGGGGGUUGCCUGCUUCCCUUAUAACAUCACAUAACACCCCCUCUGUUUGGCGUUCAACUCCCACCUAGAGAGCAUAUGGAAGUGAUGUAGUGUACGCUCAGGGUUAAGGCCAGAACCUGUACUCAAUGUUCUGCAAUCUUAGUUAGCAGAACAUUGAGCACCCUAAUGGUGCACCCUAUCCCCUAUAUAGUGCACUAAUUUUGACCUGGGCCCAAAAGUAGUGCACUAUGUAUGGAAUAGGGUGCCAUUUGGGAUGCAAUUUUAAAUGUGGAUAAACUGUUGCUUCUGUUGUACAGCAUUCAGGCAUACAUGCUGCACAUAUUGGGGAACACACUAUAAAGUUGUAUGAAAAGGUUUGGGCACCCCUCUGAGGCUGCAUAAUAAUUUACUCUGUCGUCACAGAAAAUGAUCACAGUGGCAUGCCAUUAAUUUUCUAAUAAAAGCUGAGUAUUGGGGUAUUGUCCAGACAAAGAUUUUUAGUGUAGUAAUAUUAAUUUGUAUUAAAUUAAAUCAGAUGUGAAAAAUAGGCUAUGCAAAAAUUUGGCCACCCUUGUCAUUCUGUUGAUUUGAAUACCUGUAACUACUUAGCACUGAACACUCAAUUGGUUUGGUGAGCUCAUUAAGCCUUGAACUUCAUAGACAAGUGCAUCCAAUAAUGAGAAAAGGUAUUUAAGGUGGCCAAUUGCAAGUUGUUGUUCUCUUUGACUCUCCUCUGAAGAGUGGCAACAUGGGGGCCUCAAAACAACUCUCAAAUGACCUGAAAACAAAGAUUGUUCAACAUUAUGGUUUAGGGGAAGGCUACAAAAAGCUAUCGCAGAGUGUAAGCUGUCAGUGUCCACUGUGAGGAACAUAGUGAGGAAAUGGAAGACCAAAGGCACAGUUCUUGUUAAGGCCAGAAGUGGCAGGCCAAGUAAAAUAUCGGAGAGGCAAAGGCGAAGGAUGGUGAGAACGGUCAAAAACAGCCCACAGACCACCUCCGAAGACCAACAACAUCAUUUUGCUGCAGAUGGUGUCACUGUGCAUCGUUCAACAAUUCAGCGCACUUUGCACAAGAAGAAGCUGUACGGGAGAGUGAUGCGGAAGAAGCCUUUUCUGCACACACGCCACAAACAGAGUCGCUUGAGGUAUGCAAACGCACAUUUGGACAAGCCAGCUUCAUUUUUGAAUAAGGUGCUGUGGACUGAUGAAACAAAGAUUUAGUUAUUUGGUCAUAACAAGGGGCGUUAUGCAUGGCGGCAAAAGAACACAGCAUUCCAAGAAAAACACUUGCUACCCACAGUAAAAUUUGGUGGUGGUUCCAUCAUGCUGUGGGGCUGUGUGGCCAGUGCCGGUACUGGGAAUCUUGUUAAAGUUGAGGGUCGCGUGGAUUCCACUCAAUAUCAGCAGAUUCUUGGGAAUAAUGUUGAAGAAUCAGUCACAAAGUUGAAGUUACGCCGGGGCUGGAUAUUUCAACAAGACAACGACCCAAAACACUGCUCAAAAUCUACCCGGGCAUUUAUGCAGAGGAACAAGUACAAUGUUCUGGAAUGGCCAUCCCAGUCCCCAGACCUGAAUAUCAUUGAGAGUCUGUGGGAUGAUUUGAAGCGGGCUGUCCAUGCUCGGCAACCAUCAAACCUAACUGAACUGGAGAUGUUUUGUAAGGAGGAAUGGUCCAAAAUACCUUCAUCCAGAAUCCAGACACUCAUUAGAGGCUAUAGGAAGCGUCUAGAGGAUGUUAAUUUAGCAAAAGGAGGCUCUACUAAAUAUUGAUGUGAUUUCUCUGUUGGGGUGCCCAAAUCUAUGCACCUGUCUAAUUUCGUUUUGAUGCAUAUUGCACAUUUUCUGUUAAUCCAAUAAACCUAAUUUCACUACUGAAAUAUUACUGUGUCCAUCAGUUAUUUGAUAGAUCAAAAUGAAAUUGCUAAUCCAAACACCCAAUUAUUUAUAAAUGGAAAUCAUGGAAAUUGUCAGGGGUGCCCAAACUUUUUAAUACGACUGUAUAUACAAAAGUAUGUGGACACCCCUUCAAAUUAGUGGAUUCAGCUAUUUCAGCCACACCCGUUGCUGACAGGUGUACAAAAUCGAGCACACAGCCAUGCAAUCUCCAUAGACAAACAUUGGCAGUAGAAUGGCCUUACUGAAGAGCUCAGUGACUUUCAACGUGGCACCGUCAUAGGAUGCCACCUUUCCAAAAACUCAGUUCAUCAAAUUUCUGCCCUGCUAGAGCUGCCCCGGUUAACUAUAAGUGCUGUUAUUGUGAAGUGGAAACGUCUAGGAGCAACAACGGCUCAGCCGCGAAAUGGUAGGCCACACAAGCUCACAGAACGGGCCCGACGAGUGCUGAUGCGUGUAAAAAUCGCCUGUCCUUGGUUGCAACACUCACUACCGAGUUCCAAACUGCCUCUGGAAGCAACGUCAGCACAAUAACUGUUCGUCGGGAGCUUCAUGAAAUGGGUUUCUAUGGCCGAGCAGCCGCACACAAGCCUGAGAUCACCAUGCGCAAUGCCAAGCGUCGGCUGGAGUGGUGUAAAGCUCGCCACCAUUGGACUCUGGAGCAGUGGUAACGCGUUCUCUGGAGUGAUGAAUCACGCUUCACCAUCUGGCAGUCCAACGGAUUAAUCUGGAUUUGGCGGACACCAGGAGAACGCAAUCUGCCCGAAUGCAUAGUGGCAACUUUAAAGUUUGGUGGAGGAGGAAUAAUGGUCUGGGGCUGUUUUUCAUGGUUUGGGCUAGGCCCCUUAGUUCCAGUGAAGGGAAAUCUUAACGCUACAGCAUACAAUGACAUUCUAGACGAUUCUGUGCUUCCAACUUUGUGGCAACAGUUUGGGGAAGGCCCUUUCCUGUUUCAGCAUGACAAUGCCCCCGUGCACAAAGCAAGGUCCAUACAGAAGUGGUUUGUCGAGAUUGGUGUGGAAGAACUUGACUGGCCUGCACAGAGCCCUGACCUCAACUCCAUCAAACACCUUUGGAAUUGGAAAGCUGACUGUGAGCCAGGCAUAAUUGCCCGACCUCACUAAUGCUCUUGUGCCUGAAUGGAAGCAAGUCCCCGCAGCAAUGUUCCAACAUCUAGUGGAAAGCCUUCCCAGAAGAGUGGAUGCUGUUAUAGCAGCAAAGGGGGGACCAACUCCAUAUUAAUGCCCAUGAUUUUGGAAUGAGAAGUCUCCACAUACAUUUGGUCAUGUAGUGUGUUUUGAGAGCAGGAGCAGUGUUAUCAAGGCUAAGUGUAGUUAGUCUAACUUUAUUUAUAGUAAGAAUGACCUCUUAUUGUGUGUUAUGCAGUGGAUGUGUUUCUAUUUUCCACAAGUUCCCCUUGUGGUUCCCAUUGUGAAACCAGAUUGAUCUCUGCGCUCACGUUUUGUUUCACUCACCCCCAUCUCACUCUCUCUCCCCCUUCUACCCCAUCACUCUCCCCCCUCUCUUUCUUUCUUUCUCUCUCUCUCUCUCUCUGUUUGCAGAUAAGCACUUCCUGGUGUUCUUCUUCACCCGUCUCCGUAGGAACGAGAGUGGGCGGUACCAGGACCACUUCCCCUUCCUGUCCCUGUGUGGCCGCGAGAGGAACUUCCUGCGCUGUGACGACCGUCCGCUGGUGUUCACCCACCUGAUGCCCGCCACUGGGGGUACAGUCAAUCAACCAAUUAAUCACUCAGUCAAUCAACCAAUCAAUCACAUUUAUUUAUAAAGCCAUUUUACAUCAUCAGAUGUCACAAAGUGCUUUUGCAGUAACCCUGCAUAAACCACAAAGAGCAAGCAGAAGCUAGGACAAACUGUCUGUCCUACCGGUACAGGGACGGAGACCGCUGGGGGUACGGUGACAGAGGUGGGGACAGGAGGAGCCCCAGAGCUGCUGUCGUUCUGUUGGGGUGGUGACAAGCUGGCCGUCCAGUUCCGUCCAGAGUCUCUCUACAUGCAUCCUGGGACUGGGCGUGUCUACCACCCCUGCUCCGAGCGCCUGGGGGGCGUCGGCCUGGUGCGCUCCACCCUCGCCAUCGAGCUCAGCCCUUUCUUCCUGUACCCACCUGAACAACGCCAAUCAGAACAGCCCACACACUUCCUGUGGGCGGGACAACAGCACACACUAACCAAUGAACUGGCAGGAUGUUUCCCCCCGGAGGAGGGAGGGAUGGGCUGA